This is a messenger RNA of Polychytrium aggregatum, 339 nucleotides long. RefSeq lists its product as uncharacterized. Lineage: Eukaryota; Fungi; Chytridiomycota; Chytridiomycetes; Polychytriales. The record is from RefSeq and is a predicted model, not a curated record. The transcript has 5 exons. Bases 1 to 339 code for a protein of 112 amino acids.
AUGCCUCCACGUGCCCUCGAGGAAGAACAGCAGCUCUCGCUGCUCGAAUCGGAUAACGAUGCCAGCGUAAAUCGGCUCUUUGGACAAAUCUCGGCCUUGAGAGGGGUUACCAUUGACAUUCACGACGAAAUGAAUCGACAGGACAGCUUACUUUCCAGCAUUGGCUCGGGCAUCGAAUCCAAUCUCACCCAAGUCAAGCAGUCUUUCAACCGCAUGAAGGCCGUCGUAACGGCCCCCAACAACCGCUCGUUUUUCCUCGCCGUGUUCCUGCUCACAAUCGUGUUCCUGUUCGCCAUCGGCCUCAUGAUAUCCAAGGCAACGUCUUCGUCAAAAUCAUAG